UUGUGCAAAGUAUUAGUGAGAGAUGGAGGCCUCAAGGAAGUAUCUCUGCCUUCUUGGAUUGUUUCUGCUUGCAGGGGCGGUAGGAUUGGAGAGUGUUGAUGGAGCUGGGGAAUGUGGGAGGGUUCCUGCGGAUAAGAUGGCUCUGAGGAUGGCUCCCUGUGCGUCGGCAUCGCAUGAUGCUCGCGCCCCGGUUUCAGCUCAAUGCUGCUUGGUGGUGCAGAAGCUGGGCAAGAACCCAAGAUGCCUCUGUGCUGUGAUGCUCUCAAACACUGCAAAGAGAGCUGGGGUCAAGCCGGCGAUAGCAAUGACGAUCCCCAAACGGUGCAGACUUGCACACCGCCCUGUGGGUUACAAAUGUGGAGGUUAUACCUUGCCUUAAGCAUCGAGAAGUUGAGGAAAAACGGAUCACUGUGGAAGAAUAGUGGAAGUGUUUCUAGCUGCCAGUUUGCUGGAUAUGAUGUUUUGAGCUCAUCUUGGAGUAUAUGAUGGUGGAGUAGUUGUAAUAUGCUGCUGGCAGUGUGUGAACUAUGAAGCAUGUAUAUCCUAAUAAAUCUAAUAAAUAAAUAAGUUAUUGAUGUGCUGAAUGAA
Messenger RNA from Phoenix dactylifera (date palm), 588 nucleotides. RefSeq lists its product as uncharacterized. The record is from RefSeq and is a predicted model, not a curated record. Gene Ontology annotation, biological process: systemic acquired resistance. Lineage: Eukaryota; Viridiplantae; Streptophyta; Magnoliopsida; Arecales; Arecaceae. Gene Ontology annotation, molecular function: fatty acid binding.